Messenger RNA from Meloidogyne enterolobii, 453 nucleotides. NCBI's taxonomy places the organism in Eukaryota, Metazoa, Nematoda, Chromadorea, Rhabditida, Meloidogynidae. The record is from the annotation of a GenBank genome assembly.
AUGGCAUUUCCAAAUAUUUCCAACAUACUUUUUCAUAACAAUCGUGUUUAUAUUUGGAUUAUUUUUUGUAAUUUAUAUGGGCUUUAUUGGCUUUUGUUUAUACAUCCUUAUAUUUUUAAUGGAUUGACUUUUGAAUAUUUAUUUGAUCCUUUAAUUGGAUAUAAAGAUUUUAGAAUGGAAUUAUUUAAAGAAGAUUUAAGAGAAUUUACUAUACACAACACAAUUUUGGCUAUUGGUUCACCAAUAAUUUAUUCAAUUUUUUCACUUUGCGUUUUCUUCAAAGCCCGUGAAUUAAUUGAUAAUGUUUCGAAGGAAGAGAAAAUGGUUUUUAUUCAAGUAUUUAUUAUUUCAAUGUUCAAUACAUCAGCAGCAUUUGCCUAUGCUUACAAUAUGAAUCAUCCUGAUCACGGAAUCUUUCCGUUGAUGGUUGCACAUUUUGCUUGGUAUAAUUAA